CCUAGAUUUUUUUUGAAUAUAACUUAGUACAAUAUUAUUGUACUCUAUAAUGUUCCUAAUCAUAAUAAAUUGUUCAAAUCCAUUAGAGCCAUUGUACUCUUAUGGCAGGAGUACAAUGAAUCAUUUGAAUCUACAUCAAAUUCGUGUAUCGUCAUCAUGUGUGGUACUUGAGAGCGGAAUUGCUGAAAUGUAUAUGACUGGCAUGGCAUUGUCUGAGAGAUUUGUUGGAUGAGACAGGAGCGAGGAGCGUCAGAGAUCAAUAGCAGUCGGGAUGUCCGUUACCAUGGCAACCCCAUCCGCCCUUCCCAAGAUGGAGUCAUAGACCAGUCACACAAAUUCUGAAGGUUAAUCCUUAUCAAGGCGAAAGAUGGGGUGGACCAAUGUGGCAUUGGUCACAACUAGCAGCGUAUUGCUCAGCUCAUUGGUAUUUGUGACGGCAGCCUCGAAAAACCCGACCUACUUCAACAUCGGCGGCGUCCUCAGUAACAAUGUCAGCGAAUUUCACUUCCAGGAAACCAUCGCUCAUGUGAACUUCGACAGCCAUUAUGUGCCCAGAGGAACCACAUACUAUGUCACUGCAAUUCAGAUGGAUGCAAAUCCCAUAAGAACGGCGUUGAGUGUCUGCAAAUAUCUGAUUGCUCACAGGAGCAUUGUCCUGUAUGACCUUACGCUUUGGGGUGGAGCCACAGAUGUUUCACGAGUGUUACUCAUUCAGAAGAGGGCCCUGAGGAUCCUUUGUGGUGCUGAGCAUCUUGCCCAUUGUCGUCCCCUCUUUGUGAGAGAGAGAAUCCUCAUAGUCGUCUCCCUCUAUGUACUUCAGACCCUCUGCAGAACACAUGCAAAUGUGGGGGAGCUUGUAACAAGGCAGAAUUUUCACUCACAUGAGACUAGAGGGAGACAGAGGCUGGACGAGCCCUACCAAAGACUGAGCAGGACACGAUCGAGCUAUGGCCAUCUAUCUGUCAGGCUCUUCAACAAGCUGCCGGUGAUGGCUAGGAAUCUGCCUGCCAGCAAAUUUCGGAGGGUCCUGAGAGACUUAUUGUUGGAUAAUCCUUUGUACUCACUCCGUGAGUUUUUCAUGUUGGACAGCAGCUUGAGUCAAACUGCAGUUUUUCAGACUAUGUAAUACCAUGUUUGUAAGAAAAUAGCAAAAGUGGUCAUUGAUAGGCUUAGAGAUUUAUCACCAACAUCGAGACAAGAAAACAGACUUCAGGUAA
Messenger RNA from Nilaparvata lugens (brown planthopper), 1217 nucleotides. RefSeq lists its product as uncharacterized. The transcript has 6 exons. The record is from RefSeq and is a predicted model, not a curated record. Lineage: Eukaryota; Metazoa; Arthropoda; Insecta; Hemiptera; Delphacidae. Bases 368 to 1126 code for a protein of 252 amino acids.